This is a messenger RNA of Acanthamoeba castellanii str. Neff, 1398 nucleotides long. Its product is annotated as flavincontaining amine oxidasedehydrogenase, putative. Bases 1 to 1398 code for a protein of 465 amino acids. NCBI's taxonomy places the organism in Eukaryota, Discosea, Longamoebia, Acanthamoebidae. Gene Ontology annotation, molecular function: oxidoreductase activity. The transcript has 2 exons. The record is from RefSeq and is a predicted model, not a curated record.
AUGGCCGCCGUGUGGAGCCUCUCGCGCUUCCCCGACCGCUUCGAGGUCGAGGCCUGGGACCGCAUGCCGCAGGCCGGCGGCGUCGCCACCUCCGAACCCAUCGCCAGCGACGCCAAGGCCAGCCACGACGCCGGCAACGCGAGCACUUUCAUCAACGACGGCGUGCAGGCCGCGGCGCCGACCUACCGCAACGCGCUGCUCAUGAUGGACGAGUUCGGGUUCAGUGGCAGCCCGUUCCACAUUACGAUCUCCUUCGGCCGGGGCGACCACCACUGGGCCAACUACCGCUCGUCGCCGCUCGUGCGGCGACUGCAGCCCGAGAUCGCGCGCUUCGGCCGUGCGCUGCGGUGGAUCAACCGGCUCGAGCCGCUGUUCGUGUUCGUGCCCAUCCGGCUGGUCCUGCGUGCGCUGGGCUUCAGCGCCGACUUCCGCAACCGGCUGGUGUUCCCGCUCGUGGCGGUCUUCUUCGGCACAGGCAACCAGACGCCCAACGUGUCGGCCGCCAUCAUCGCGCGCGUCUUUCUCGACGACGACCUGCGGCUGUUCGAAUACGACCCCGACACGCUCCUCAGCCAGAAGCCGCUCAUGUACGCCUUUCCCAGCCUCGGCCAAGUCUACCGCACCAUGCAGCAGAAGCUCGAGUCAACGUCGGCCACGACCGAUCAACAGCCACGACGCGCGGUCAAGUUCAGAAACAACUGCACGGUGCGGGAGGUGCGGCGGCUGGCGGACAGGGUGGUGGUGACGGACAGCGAGGGCCACAGCGCCGAGUUCGACGAGAUCAUCUUUGCGUGCGACGCCGAGCAGGCGCUCAAGAUGAUCGCCGAGCCCACGCGCAUGGAGCGAUUCGCGCUGGGCAACGUGGAGUUCUUCAACGACGUCACCGUCACGCACAGCGACCUCGACUACAUGCACAAGCACUACGAGCUCAACCUGGGUCCCGAUGGCGACCAGUACUUCACCCGCACCGACGAAAGCGACCCCGAAAAGAUCGAGAUGAGCUUCAAUCUGUGCCAGUACCAACCGCAGCUGGCCGGGCGCGACCGACAGCAGGGUAACAUCUUCCAGACGAUCUUCCUCGACGACAACUGCUCCGCGAUGUGGACCAUCGACGCCAUCGACCCGGCCAAGGUGCUGCUGCGCAAGUGGUGGCGCCAGUUCGCCCACACCUGGCGACACUACGCCUUCACCGUGCCGUGGAUGCGGUUCGUCCAGGGCCGCCACCGGAGCUGGUUCUGCGGCAGCUACACGUUGGUCAACACGCACGAGAUCGCCGUCAUCUCGGGUCUCGCGGCAGCUCACCGGGUCGGCGCCACCUACCCCUUCUUCGACCGCGACCCGCUGGCGGCCAAGCAGUUCCGCACCUACAUGGGCCUCUCCCACGGCGUCGCCGUCUGA